AUGGUGUUCAGUCCAAACAUUAUCCUGUUCCUAGCCUUGUGUCUGUUGCCUGAGAUGAAAAGCUCAAUGGUCAGUUUGAAUAGCAAUGGAUAUGAUGGCAUUGUCAUUGCAAUUAACCCCAGUGUUCCAGAAGAUGGAAAACUCAUUCAAAACAUAAAGGAAAUGGUAAUUGAAGCAUCUACUUACCUCUUUCAAGCAACCAAACGAAGAGUUUAUUUCAGAAAUGUACACAUUUUAAUUCCAACAACCUGGAAAUCAAAAUCUGAAUAUUUAAUGCCAAAGCAGGAAUCAUAUGACCAGGCUGAUGUUAUAAUUGCAAAUCCUUCUCUGAAAUACGCAGAUGAUCCUUAUACACUGCAAUAUGGACAAUGUGGAGACAAAGGACAAUAUAUUCAUUUGACCCCAAACUUCGUGUUGACUAAUAAUUUGUCUGUUUAUGGAUCCCGAGGCAGAGUGUUUGUCCAUGAGUGGGCACACCUUCGGUGGGGAGUCUUUGAUGAGUAUAAUGUGGACAUGCCAUUCUAUAGUCCCAGAAAGAAUAUUAUUGAAGCAACAAGGUGUUCCACCAGAAUUACUGGUCUCAAAGUUGUUUUCAAUGACUGCAGAGGAGGCAGUUGCAUAACCAGGCCAUGUAGACGGGACUCACAGACGGGGCUGUAUGAAGCAAAAUGCACAUUCAUCCCAGACAAAUCCCAGUCUGCAAACGAAUCCAUUAUGUUCAUGCAAAAUCUCAAUUCUGUGACUGAAUUUUGUACAGCAAAUACACACAAUACAGAAGCUCCAAACCUACAAAACAAAAUGUGUAAUCGCAGAAGCACAUGGGACGUAAUCAUGGAAUCGGAGGAUUUGCAGAAUGCCACUCCCAUGAAAGGAACAGAUCCACCACCUCCUCCUAUAAUUUCCUUGGUCAGAUCCAAGCAGCGAGUAGUCUGUUUGGUACUUGAUAAGUCUGGAAGCAUGGGUUCAGAGGACCGUCUCCUUCGAAUGAAUCAAGCAGCAGAACUGUACUUGAUUCAAAUUAUUGAAAGGGAAUCCUUGGUUGGGAUGGUCACCUUUGACAGUACUGCUACAAUACAAAAUAACCUAACAGCAAUAACUGGUGAUGACAGUUACCAAAAGAUCACUGCAAACCUGCCUCCUGCUGCUGGUGGCGGAACUUCAAUUUGCAAUGGACUCAAGGCAGGAUUCCAGGCUAUUACAAACAGUAACCAGAAUGUCUCUGGUUCUGAGAUCGUGUUACUGACAGAUGGAGAAGAUGAAGGAAUCCAGUCCUGCUUUCAGGAGGCAAAUCGGAGUGGUGCAAUCAUUCACACCAUUGCGAUGGGACCUUCUGCUGCCAGAGAACUGGAGACUCUAUCAAAUAUGACAGGGGGAUUCCAGUUUUUUGCCCAUAAAGAUGUGAAUGGCCUUAUUGAUGCUUUCAGUAGAAUUUCAUCUAGAAGUGGGAACAUCUCUCAACAGGCUCUGCAGUUGGAAAGUAAAGCCUUGAAUGUAACAGCAAGGAAAUGGAUAAAUGGUACAGUGCCUGUGGAUAGCACCAUUGGAAAUGAUACUUUCUUUGUUGUCACAUGGACAGUAGGAAAACCAGAAAUUAUUCUUCAAGAUCCGAAAGGAAAAAAAUAUGAAACCUCAGAUUUCAAAGAAGAUAAGCUAAAUACUCGGUCUGCCCGCCUUCGAAUACCAGGCAUUGCAGAGACAGGGACAUGGACUUACAGCCUUCUGAAUAAAUAUCUCGUCCCUCAAUUGCUUACGGUGACAGUGACCACUCGAGCAAAAAGUCCUACCACACUUCCAGUAAUCGCCACUGCUCACAUGAGCCGAAACACAGCUCUCUAUCCUCGCCCCCUGAUCGUUUAUGCACGAGUCAGCCAAGGGUUUUUGCCUGUUCUGGGAAUCAAUGUGACAGCCAUUAUAGAAGCUGAAGACGGACAUCAAGUAACUUUGGAGCUCUGGGACAAUGGGGCAGGUGCUGAUACUGUCAAAAAUGAUGGCAUCUACUCAAGAUAUUUUACAGAGUAUCGUGGAAAUGGUAGAUACAGCUUGAAAGUACAUGCCCAGGCAAGAGAUAACAGAGCUAGGCUAAGUUUAAGGCCACAGCAGAACAAAGCGCUCUAUGUGCCAGGCUAUGUUGAAAAUGGUAAGAUCAUCCUGAAUUCACCCAGACCAGAAACCAAAGCCGAAAAGGCAGAAGUUAUAAUGGAAGACUUUAGCCGACUGACCUCCGGGGGGUCCUUUACCGUGUCUGGAGCGCCUCCUGGUGAUAACCAAACUCAUGUCUUCCUACCUGGUAAAAUUACGGACCUGGAGGCUAAGAUUAAAGGAGAUUAUAUUCAACUUUCGUGGACUGCCCCUGGCUAUGUUCUUGAUAAAGGAAGAGCUGAAGAGUAUACCAUAAGAAUAAGUGAGAGUCUCCAGGAGCUGCAAAGCAAAUUUGACCAUGCUGCUUUAGUGAAUACUUCCCAUCUCAUACCUAAGGAGGCUGGCUCAAGAGAAAUUUUUGAAUUUAAACCAGAACCUUUUAAACUAAAAAACGGCACCAAUUUCCACAUUGCAAUUCAAGCCAUCUACCAAGUCAAUCUCACCUCAGAGGUUUCUAAUAUUGCACAAGUAACCAAGCUCAUUCCGCCACAGGAAACUAGCACCCCUGCUCUCGGUACCAAUAUUCGUGCAAUCAGCUUGGCAAUUUGGGGGUUAGCUGUGAUUUUACCUAUGCUUAAACUAGAAAUUGUAUUAUAA
Molecule: messenger RNA, 2736 nt
Organism: Ochotona princeps (American pika)
Lineage: Eukaryota; Metazoa; Chordata; Mammalia; Lagomorpha; Ochotonidae
Product: calcium-activated chloride channel regulator 1-like
Exons: 14
Coding region: 1-2736 (911 amino acids)
Biological process (GO): chloride transport
Molecular function (GO): protein binding; intracellularly calcium-gated chloride channel activity
Source: RefSeq, a predicted model, not a curated record